Molecule: messenger RNA, 3444 nt
Organism: Pogona vitticeps (central bearded dragon)
Lineage: Eukaryota; Metazoa; Chordata; Lepidosauria; Squamata; Agamidae
Source: RefSeq, a predicted model, not a curated record
UGAUGAGCCCCACCUACCCAGCCUGCUCUUUAAUAGUGCAGGGACAAUAAAGUUAACAGCCUCUGAGCACUGUUUGUUUGGGUCGAAGGAGGAGAGACAGAAGGAGCUACUCUGAAGGACUCAUUUACGAUGCUGGAUAUUGCUAUGGACUUUGGAUAUGGGCUAUGGUAACGUUUGAUAUUAAAGGCUUUAUUGUGUAUGACCAAUGGACGGAAUUAAAGACAACUCUGUGUGGAUGAGUACUGCUCCAAUACAAUUUGUUUUUCUCUUACCUUCAUGGACUCUCAUUUCAUGGCUUGUCUGCAUACUGGUACCUGAAUUGGAUAAAACAUCUGCUGGGGCAAAGGAAAGGGGCUGCCUUAUCCGUCAAGACCCUGACACUCUCCUUUCCUUUGGUUGGGAGAUUCUGGGGUUGUAAUAAAAACAAAACACAACGCUAUAAUAUCUCCAAGUUCUGGGUGCAAUCCCUCAUUUCCUGUACACAUGGAUCGAAAACUUCAAAAGAGUUUUUUCAGGCUGCUAAACAGGAACGGGUCCCGAAGAGUUGGGCACGACCAAACGACUAAAGAACAACAACAAAAACAGGAAAAGAUGAACUGCAAGUGUGUGCAAAAAAUCCUUCCUCGUUGCUCAAUUAUCAGUAGGGCCCAGAUGUGGGAGGAGUUCCUUACUUGUCAGAGAUGGACGCUUGAGAAAAUGCUGCUCCGUGUUUGCACAGUUCACUCCCUCAAAAAGCAAACGGCCGAGUUCAGAGAAGAGGCACCGGGGAAGUAGGAGACCCACGGACAGACCAUGUUCAGAUAAGGUGCGGAGAAGGCAAAAACCACAAUCCCUCUGAGAUCUGGCUGGCUAUUUGGAGAAUCAAGUGUGCACGCAAGUUGUUCGAUGACACGCCGUCUGGUUCCUCCAGCACCAACAAGCUUUCGGUUGAGUUAGCCAUGGGCAAGCCUGACUUGAAAGUUCAAGAUUUAGAGCCAGGAUAUCUUUAAAGCAACCUCCUUUCAUCCGUCUAAAACCUGAGACCUUUCUGGAAGAACCCAUGAUGUAUAUUUCAUCAUCAUCACCAUCACCACCUCCAUGAAAAGCUGCAACGAAAUGCCCGCACAGUGUUUAACAUGUGGGAAGAUGUCGAAGAUAUCCCGUCUCAUUCCGAUUAUCCUGAUGGUCUUCGCUGGCUACUUCUACAAAUCUGGGUUCAAGUUCAUCAGCAACUCAGGAGCACUCACAAAGCAAGGAAUGACAGAUCAAACAGCUGCCUGUGUCGAUUAUAGGAACGAUGCAAAAGAAAUAGAAGAGAUUGUUACAAAACUGGACCAGCUGAUCCCCAAUGUUACUUUCAGGGAUAUAAAGACCGUCACAAGUGCCAAGAACAGCCAAGCCACCAUCGUAAACCGCCAGGACGUUUACUGCGUGGGAGACCACUUGGCGGUUCGAUUGGAUCUCUACGACCACAUGGGGAAGAGGAAGGAGCAUGGCGGAGAUUUCCUACGAGCGAGGAUCUACUCGCCAAAUCUCAAGGCUGGCGGCUCCGGGCUUGUCCAGGAUCACGGGAACGGGACGUAUCUGGUCGAUUUCACUUUAUUCUGGGAAGGGAACGUCAGCGUUUCCCUCUUGCUCAUCCACCCCAGUGAAGCUGUUUCUGCUCUUUGGAGAGCGAGGAAGAAAGGCUACGACAAAAUAGGUUCCAUGAGUACAUUAGGCUUCUUUUUUCUUCCUCUACCACCUGCUGUAUUUUUAUCAUUACUAUUUUCCAUUACUUGGGGGAGAAGGUGCAAUGUUGUCUUUAGGGGUGAAAGGAGCUCCGAGGCUUAUAGCUCGCAUUUUGGACUGCUCGCAGCCCAGCCUGGUGUGGCCCUCAUCCUGCCCAACAUCGGCGUGGAGAUCCCUCACAAGUUCGGAGAAAUUCACGUUGUACCUUGUGAACGUAACAAGGCAAAAGCAGCGAAGACAUGCUGGGCUGGUGCACAGUCCCCCUUUCCCAGUGGCUUUGUGUGGCAGAAUCAGUGGCACCCCCUCUUCUGCAACAUGACCAGUUUCAACACGGAAGAGAAGAUAAGGGCAUGCUUGCAAGCAAAGCUGAUUUAUUUCAUGGGAGACUCAACUGUGCGGCAAUGGAUAGAGAACCUAAAGAGCAGACUAAAGACGCUUGACUAUCUCAAUGUCCAUGUAAGUGGGAAACCCCAGAAACUGAUAGCAGUGGACGUGGCUGAAAACAUUCAACUCCGCUGGAAGAAACACGGCCACCCGUACAUCGGCUCCAGCGAGUACACCGUGAAAGAUCACACCUACGUCGCUCGCGAUAUUGACCGGUUGUCUGGUGACCAAAACACGGUGGUGGUCAUUUCCUUGGGCCAGCACUUCCGCCCUUUCCCCAUCGAGUUCUUCAUUCAAAGGGCGAUUCGCAUCCGGGAAGCCGUCCAGCGCCUUCUCCUGAGAAGCCCAGACACCAGAGUCGUCGUUAAAGGAGAGAAUACCCGAGAGAUGACUGUAGAGCAGGAGCUAUUUAGCGACUUCCAUGGCUAUUCCCAAUACCUCGCUCUGAAAGAUGUUUUUCGGGAUCUCAACGUGGGCUUUAUUGACACAUGGGACAUGACGGUCGCCUUUGACACGAACAGCGUUCACCCUCCCAACCAUGUCGUCAGGAAUGAAGUCGAUUUGCUUUUAAGUUAUAUAUGUUAAGGACAUGAAUGCAAAUCUAGUGUGGACGUUGAGCUGUUGAACCACAGGAAGGAUGGUGGACUAUCAGUUAAAGAUCUGGGACAAAUACAGGAUUUGGAUUUAAACCCCGGGUGCUUCUAAGAAUGCCAGAGGAGUGUUGUGUAGUCUCAUCAAGAGGGCUAUCCCGGAAUAAUUCUUUCCAAAAUUGGCUGUACGGUUGGCUGAGAAGCUUGAAGCCUACAAACGUCUCUCAGCAGUGACUGCUGAAGAUGCCGAUCCCCUCCACCCAUCAUUAGCUAAUGGGGGUGGUGACUCACUGUUGGUGCAUGGCCUCCUUGUUUGCCCAUGCCUGUAGACUUGUUUCGUAAGGCACAAAUCACCCCAGUUUCCUUCUUCCUUGGCUUGGGCACCAGGAACACCAGGGCUGAGGACAGAUAAAUGAACAACACCCAGAGUUAUGUCCCCAGCCCUACCUGAAAAACACAAAACCCUUCCUUCACAUGCAUAUUUCCUUUAUUUAUAUUAAAGGGUUAUUGCGAAUAUUCGGGUUUCGGAGGACAUUUUGAAGAAGCUUUGCAAAUUCAGGGGAAAUAUGGAUUUUAAAUCCUCCACGUCCCUGAAUGGGACCUUUUAGCUACACACACACACCCAUGACAUUUUCUGACAUGAUCCACACAGGAUGUACUUAAUUAUUUCAUUUCUAUUCCAACUUCUGGGCUCAAAACAGCAGGACAGAAUGUUGCUCCUGCAUUCUUGGAAUUAAACUUGCAUUGUGUGACAUUUGCA